AUGGCUGACACCGGACAAGUCCGUCGCAUACCUCGUCGGGCCAACCGGCCCGACCCUGCCGACUACCGCUUCCGCGGUCUCACCGACACGGUCGCUGUCAAGCCUCCGGGCAGCAUCAACGGCGAGCAGUUUAUCAUCGAUACCUGCAGUGGAUGCGAGCUGUAUGUUCUGGACCACACGGCGACGGUGUCUAUCGACGAGUGCACUGACUGUCGCAUUGUGCUGGGCCCGUGUGCGUCGUCGGUCUUUGUCCGCUCCUGCGCCCGCGUCGUCGUCGUCGUCGCCUGUCAGCAGUUCCGUCUCCGCGACACGACGGCAUCGACCAUUGCGCUGCAUGCAGGGACCAAGCCCAUCAUCGAGGACGCCAAGGCCAUCAGUCUUGCGCCGUACCCGCUGGCGUAUCCAGGCAUCGACGCUCACUUUGCCGCUGCCGGUCUUGUUCCGGCCAACUCGGUCUGGGCCGACAUCUACGACUUUACUGCCGUCGAAGCCCACAAGGCCGGUGCCUCGUCGGCGGCGGCGGCGUUCUCGUUUGUCCCGUGGGGCGCCGCGCUCGGCCGACUGUUUUCCCAUCUCACCGGCGACGAGCUCGGCGAGCUCCUGGUCUCGCUUGAUCCGGCAACCGGCGUCGUCCCGUGCACGCUCGGGCGGGAGCCUGAUGCAGCAAGCGCCCACGCCUUUGUCGGGCUGUCCGGGCCGGCUGCGGCGCCGCUGGCGGUUGCCGCCUGUCUGGCAAAAGUGUGGGAGGCCGCGCAGGCUGUGGCAGGCGCGCCUUCUCUCGAGAGUCUCCCGUUCGUCCUGGUCAAGUCCGCCGCCACGCCCGCCCUCGACGCAGCGCUCGCCGACACCAUGUUUGCGCCGGUGGCGUCGGUGGCGUCCACGGUUGCUGCCCGCCUCGCAAACAAGCCGUUUAUUGGCCUGUGGUUUGCGGCGCUCCCCGAGAGGUGGCCAGGCGAGGGCAGCGGCCCAAGCGACGGCCCACCGCCACGCUCGCUGGCGGCGCUGCUGCGGUCUGCUGUUGCGUCGUGGGCAGCGGCAGGUCUCGAGCCAAGCCCCGACGCGCGCUUUGCCGCGUACGUUGCGCCGGACUCGGCUGCGGCGAGCGAAGCGGCGCAGGCGUUCUUCGCCGAAGCUGCCGACGCAUGGCAGGGAAACGCGCUAUGA
This is a messenger RNA of Thecamonas trahens ATCC 50062, 1164 nucleotides long. RefSeq lists its product as uncharacterized. Bases 1 to 1164 code for a protein of 387 amino acids. The transcript is spliced from 2 exons. Gene Ontology annotation, molecular function: GTPase activator activity. Gene Ontology annotation, cellular component: cilium; periciliary membrane compartment. The record is from RefSeq and is a predicted model, not a curated record. Gene Ontology annotation, biological process: post-Golgi vesicle-mediated transport. Lineage: Eukaryota; Apusomonadida; Apusomonadidae.